CUAUAUUCAUAUUCUCUUUAUUAGAGCGAGAUUAAGGAUGAGUAGCAGAAGGGGCGGUAACGGCGGCGGCGGCGGAGUUGCUAUGAUUCCGACGGGGUCGCGGAAGAUGGUGGACAGUUUGAAGGAGAUAGUGAAGAACCAUCCUGAUUCUGAGAUCUACGCCGCUCUUAAAGAGUGUAAUAUGGACCCUAACGAAGCCGUCAGCAGGCUCCUCUCUCAAGAUCCUUUUCAUGAGGUGAAAAGCAAGCGAGAUAAAAGAAAAGAGAAUAAAGAUGCUCCCGAAUCUAGAUCACAUGGUGCUAGUAGUUAUGGCCGUGGUAGCAAGGGAAGUGCAGAUCGUUAUGCUGGGCGUGGUGGUUCAGACUUGGCUUUACACGGCAAAUCAACCUCUGCAUACAAGGAGAAUGGAUUUAGUACAACGAAAUCAACAAGAAUAACAGGGAGUGUUACAACUAGGCGGCUGCCUACCAUCAAUGAUGCCGUUGACACUGAAAAGAAGAAGUUAGCUGAUGAUGUUUCACCAACUCCACAAUAUUCAUCUGGGCACCAGCCUGCUUGGGUAGGUGUUCCAGGGAAAAUGUCAAUGGCUGAUAUUGUGAAGAAGGGUAAGCCACACAGUAAAGCAACAGAUGGUUCAAGUAAUGAAUCUUGGCCACAGGCCAAUGUUGCUAGUCACAGCUUUUCCCAGAGGUCUUCUGGUGGUCCUCUAGAUGAGAAUUGGCAUCUUUCUCAAGAUGACCAGACUUCUCCUGCUCAACAGCAUGAUGACUGGCCUUUAAUUGAGCAACCAUCAGCUGCUGCUAGAAAUUAUUCUGUCCCGGAUCCUCCUACGUCCCAGCUGCAUCCAAAUUCAUCUACUAUGGAGUUCAAUAGAACUAGCGAACAUCAACCCCAGUUCGACGAGGUUCCAGAAGCACAAUUUAAUGACACAGAUAAUGUAAAUUCUGCUGGUGACGGUCCCAUGGUGUCCAACUCUCUUCAUGACAGAAAAUUUGUGGAUGAUAAUUCUGGAGGUGCAGACAACGAUCUUGAUAGAUACCAGCCUUCUCUUAAUCAUGCUUUUGAUGGUACUGAAGUUGAUGAUGCUGAUGCUUCAGUUUCAUUAGUUGCUGCCAACAUGCAACAAAUUAGUAUACAGGAGGAGGAGCAAGUUGCAUCACCUGAAAGGGAUGGACCUUCUGUAGUGAUUCCUGAGCACCUGCAAGUUCAAGCUGCAGACUGUUUGAACCUCAGUUUUGGUAGCUUUGGAACUGGAAUUAGUGCUACACCCUCUGGGGAUUUGGCAUCUGCUCCCGUAGAGACACACGUGGAAGAUACAUCUGUAGAUGCAGAUGCUCCACCUGAUGGGCAUUUGACCAAUGUAAGUUCUGAAUACUAUGGUGAUGAGGAUCUGAGGAAUGCAACUGGUGAUAUUUUAUUCCAUAGGACAGAAGCUGUUUCUGAGAAUUAUGAGCAGCCAACUGAUUCACAGCCAGACUCACUGAAAGUGGAAUAUCCUGAAGCAGCAGCAGCACAGUCCAACCAAUAUAGCUUUCCCUCUUCUAAACCUGCAGACUAUACUUAUGAGAAUUCUCAAUCGCCUAAUGUGGCAUUUAGUCAAUCUCAAACAAGCUCACACACAAAGAAUAACGCUUCGUUUACAAAUUCCAUGGGCUACUCUAGUUCCUUACCUAGCAAUUUGUUGACGGCAAAUGUUCAUGCUGGUAGAGAGUCUGAACAUCCUUAUUCACCAUUUUCUUCACAAGCAAUGCCUCCAAAGUAUAACAAUUCAGUUUCUAUUUCUGGGGGUUCUUCAAUUUCCAUGCCAGAGGCUUUGAAGGCUAUUGGUUUAUCAUCAACCCAUCUUACACAGCAGAGUCUUAAUGGGAGUAACAUUGCUACAGGACCCGCUAUACAUCAACACCUUGCCUUGCAUCCAUAUUCGCAACAAACACUUCCCGUUGGGCCUUUUACCAACAUAAUUAGUUACCCUUACAUGCCACAGAGUUAUACAUAUAUGCCUCCUGGUUUCCAACAACCACCCUUUGCUGCCGGUAAUAGUUCUUACCAACAAUCGCUGGCAGCAUUGCUCCCACAGUACAAGAAUAGUGUGUCGGUUAGUAGCUUGCCUCCCCCUGCUGCUGGUGUUGCUUCUGGAUAUGGUGGUGCCUUUGGGAAUAGUAGUGGCACGAUUCAUGGAAGCUUCCCAUUGCAUCCUUCUGCGGCUCCUAGCACAUCUUUGGGUAUUGAUGAUGGGCUAAGUUCCCGGUACAAGGACAUAAAUCACUUAAUGUCCCUUCAACAAGGUGAUAAUUCAGGAAUGUGGGUCCACGGACACAGUUCCCGAACAAUGUCUGCGCCUCCCACCAAUCCAUACUACAACAUUCAAGGGCACAAUCAACCACCCGGAGGUGGGUUCCGGCAAGUUCCCCAGCAGUCAUCUCAGAACCACGCAUCUUUGGGAUACCCAAACUUCUAUCAUUCUCAAGCUGGGAUCUCGCUGGAUCACCACCACCACCCGCAGCAGCACCUGAGAGAUGGUUCUCUGGCAGGUGCUCAAGUCCAGCAGCCAAAGCCAUCUUCCCAACAGCUGUGGCAAAACGGCUACUAAUCGCUUACUUCCCCCCUCCAGCACCUCUCAGUUUUUUCAGGGUCUUGUAAUCAUAAUGAAAGCUGCCGUUGGAGCUUGUUUAGCCGCGCCAAUAAUUUAUGUUCUCGGCACGCGAAGGCUCCAUUGGCUGCUUGCCCUGUGCUUAGAGGUUGUGUAUUUUUACUUAUUUUCAUAUAUCAUCAGUUAUUGUUGCUAUAGUACAGAGAUAAAGUUGGUGUUGGGGGGAAUAUUUGUGCUUGAAUUUUGAACACUUUUUUUCAGUAACAGUAAUGUUAUGCAUACUCCUUAACCAUUUAGCUAUAAACUUUGAUUUUUCCACAAAAAAAAAUUAUUCUCUAACCU
Cuscuta campestris is the source of this 2932-nucleotide messenger RNA. Lineage: Eukaryota; Viridiplantae; Streptophyta; Magnoliopsida; Solanales; Convolvulaceae. The record is from the annotation of a GenBank genome assembly.